AUGUCUAGCUCAUCUGCUCCAUCAAUUGAAAUUUUCACCCCUUUAUAUAUCUUUUUAAAAACCACAUCUUUAGAUAAAAUUACCAUUUCCAAUAUAAUUACUCAACAAUGGGAAUGUGUCAAAAUUAAGGAUAAAGAACUGAUGAAUAAAUAUCUAGACAUUAAUAAGUAUAAUAAGAUUGAAAAGUAA
Entrophospora sp. SA101 is the source of this 189-nucleotide messenger RNA. The record is from the annotation of a GenBank genome assembly. Lineage: Eukaryota; Fungi; Glomeromycota; Glomeromycetes; Entrophosporales; Entrophosporaceae.